AUGACGCAUUUUUUGUCUUGUUGGAAGCUGCUGUCAAACCGGAACAAGAAACGCAGACUGACAGGAAAGACUGGGAAGAGGCACACCGACAAGAAACGUUACAAAGACGACAAAAUUCAGACACAGUCAUUCUGGUCGCAUUUUCCCUUCUGUGAUGUCAAUCACUGAGGUCCUGGACCAGGUGGACAUGGACGGAGCAGAACUGCUUCGGUUGCAGUUUGAUGACGGCCUGGACGGGCCUUCCGAGGACCCGCUCUUUGCUUACGUCAGUAGCCUCAUUGACUCCUGGCCCCCCGACCGUGACGUGCUCAGCUUGUUGCAGGAAGGGGACAACAUGGAGACACUUAGUCCUUCACACUCCCCAAUGGGCAGCGACAGCGGCAUCUCCGACUACAGCAGCAACGCAGGCCGCGUCGAAAACGGCACCCCCUUGGGUUGCCCGAGCCCCGAGAGCGGCGACAUCGAUUUCUCGCACAGUCCCAACUACUCCAAUCCGAGCCCAGCAUGCUCCGACCCUGUCUUCGUCGCUGAUGAGCUGCAAGCAGAGAGCCCGGAGGCUUUGAGAGUUCAGGCGGAUCACAGCUACUCUUUGACCAGAGGCAGAAGCGAGGACAUGGAUCUGCUGCAAAGUGUUUGGGCAGAGAAGCCUGAUACAGAUAUCUUCAUUGAUCUGGAUAAUCUGGUUACUGAGGAAAUGGCGAAUGACUUUGUCAGUGAUUAUGCCAGUGAGUUGCCUUGUACACUGGCCAUUGAGGACUCAACGCUGGAGGCAGUGCAGCACGACAACACAGAACAGUUCGACUUUAAGGAGAUUGUGCUCUCUGAGGAGGAGAAGCGGCUUUUAGCCAAAGAGGGCGCAACAAUUCCCACAAAUAUGCCUCUUACAAAGGCUGAAGAGAGGACCCUGAAGCGAAUAAGGAGGAAGAUUCGUAACAAGCAGUCCGCUCAGGAGAGUCGCAAAAAGAAGAAGGUUUACGUUGACGGCUUGGAGAACAGGGUCGCCGUCUGCACCGCACACAAUGUGGAGCUGCAGAAGAAAGUACAAUUGCUGCAGAAGCAGAACAUCUCUUUAAUUGAGCAGCUGAGGAAACUGCAGGCAGUGGUGAAGAUGUCUACCUUGAAGUCCAGCACGACAAGCACAUGUGUCAUGGUGUUCCUGCUGUCUUUUUGUCUCAUCAUCUUCCCGUCUGUCAAUCCAUUUGGCAGCAAAACGGACAAGAAGGAACUCUACCUCCCUUCUUCCAUCAUUUCCCGAACUUUGCGCUCGCUGCCGUCAGAGAGCACCGACGCAGUUCCCUACCUGGAACCCGAAGACGAUGAGCCAGAUCUUCACCUGCUUCCCCAAGCUGAACUGGAGAACAUCGAUGCAGUUUUUGCAGCCAGUAAUAAGAAUCAUACCCCCGACUACCAGCGCGUGGAGCAGCCCGACUCAGAGACAGCCAUCAAUGGCAACUCUUCGACCGAUUUCCCCGCUGCACCGCAGGUGGGAGAGGUGACACCGGGGGGCUCACAAGAAGCCUCCCAAGAUCCUGUAGCGGUGGACGCUGUGUCGUAUGAGGUCCCAGGGUCCAAGGCAACGUGGAUAGACCGGAAUCCUCCGUCUGUUAUAUUACAGCAGCACCGUUCAGAUGAGAUGUAGCGUGGUUGUGUAUAUGACCACCAGAUGGAGCUAUAAUAUACUGUUUGUACUUGAGGGAAAACUACAUUGGGACACAAACAUGGAAAUGGCAAAACCGCCGCUCCCUCCCAAACAAAGUUUUUAUAGUCAAUAGUAGUACAAUUUGUAGUUUGGUUCACAAAUAUUUUUUGGACAAGAAAAUGUAAGUUAUUUCCAAAAAGAUACGCCACACCAAAUUGCAGUAGUUUCCUAAAUAUAUUUCCCGAUACAGUAAUAUAUAUAAUAUUUUAACUGCUUCUAAGUCAACCAAUGUUGUUGAAUUUAUCACAAUUCAACUUUAGGGGUGCUACUCCACUUAUAUAAAAGGGAAGUUCAGCCUUCUUAUAAACUACUGUUACUAGAUUUGCACUUAUCCAAUCAUGUUAUAAAAAUUGAAAUGGCCAUUCUCAGUCUUGAACAAAUUUAAGUACAUGCAUGUAUUUUAUAGGCCCAAUCUCCAUACAAAGCAAAAAUAACGACGGUGUUAAAUAGGUCAAAGAUACACCCAAACUUAAAAUGCUUAACUACCUUUCAUCAUUCAUUGCUUGAUAGAAGAUUAGGCUGCUUAAUUAAAGUGAUUUGUCUCAUUUGCACCACAAAGCCAUUGCAGGGCAUUUGGCCAUGUACAAUAGAUGACUUGUUAAGUGUUUCCCUUGUAGCAAGGGGUUUUUUUUUUUUUUGAGUGUCAUGUGAUGUCCCCCCCAUACGAUACCUGUUAAGAUGCAGAGCCAUCCUUUUUAUAUACACGUCCUAAUUGCAUUCUUGAUUAUGUACAAAGAAAAAUGUUGCCAAUUAAAAAUGUUUUGCAGUUCUCUAACAAUACCCAAAAUGUCUGUCAAGCAUUUUUAGUAUAUUUCUAUGUUACUGUAAAUAGUAAUGGCAUGUAUACUGUAUUAUGAGCUGAUGAGAUUUUAUUUGUGAAUAGGGGAAAGGCACUGAUUUCAGAAAAAUGGAAUGUAAAUAUGAAAAUGAUUGUAACUUUUCUGUACAUUGAAUCUUUAUGUUACGGUAAUAAAGUUUUUAUGUACCUUGACAGUC
This is a messenger RNA of Corythoichthys intestinalis (scribbled pipefish), 2695 nucleotides long. It is a transcript of the gene creb3l3l, whose product is annotated as cAMP responsive element binding protein 3-like 3 like. NCBI's taxonomy places the organism in Eukaryota, Metazoa, Chordata, Actinopteri, Syngnathiformes, Syngnathidae. The coding region runs from base 155 to 1639 and encodes 494 amino acids. Gene Ontology annotation, biological process: regulation of transcription by RNA polymerase II. The transcript is spliced from 10 exons. The record is from RefSeq and is a predicted model, not a curated record. Gene Ontology annotation, molecular function: DNA-binding transcription factor activity, RNA polymerase II-specific; RNA polymerase II cis-regulatory region sequence-specific DNA binding. Gene Ontology annotation, cellular component: nucleus.